This is a messenger RNA of Limulus polyphemus (Atlantic horseshoe crab), 8518 nucleotides long. Its product is annotated as heterogeneous nuclear ribonucleoprotein A1, A2/B1 homolog. The transcript has 10 exons. The record is from RefSeq and is a predicted model, not a curated record. Bases 123 to 1100 code for a protein of 325 amino acids. NCBI's taxonomy places the organism in Eukaryota, Metazoa, Arthropoda, Merostomata, Xiphosura, Limulidae. Gene Ontology annotation, molecular function: RNA binding.
GAAAUUUAUUAUACUUUAAGUCGAUGCGUCAUGACUCACGUGACAUCCACCAUUUUUAUUCCUUCUUGCUCUUGUUCAACUGUUUCCCGGUUUAUUAACAACGUUUUAUUGUAACUGGUGUCAUGGUUUCUUCAGAUAAUGAUAUGGAGCCUGAACAGUAUUGUAAGCUCUUCAUUGGAGGCCUUGAUUACAGAACGACAGAAGAUUCUCUCAAGGCACACUUUGAACAGUGGGGAGAAAUUGUUGACUGUGUGGUGAUGAGAGAUCCUAACACCAAAAAGUCUCGAGGUUUUGGUUUCAUUACAUAUAAGAAAGCACACAUGGUUGAUGAUGCUCAAGCUGCUCGACCUCAUAAAGUAGAUGGUAGAGAAGUUGAACCUAAACGGGCAGUUCCACGAGAGGAUUGUGGAAAACCAGAAGCACAAGCAACAGUAAAAAGAAUAUUUAUUGGGGGGUUGAAAGAUGAUGUUGAAGAGGAACACCUUAGAGAUCAUUUUGGACAAUAUGGUAACAUUGUCAAUGUUAAUAUUGUUACUGAAAAGUCUACAGGAAAGAAGCGUGGCUUUGCUUUUGUGGAAUUUGAUGACUAUGAUCCAGUGGAUAAGAUUGUGUUGAAAAAACACCAUAUUCUGAAAGGAAAGAAGACAGAAGUUAAAAAAGCUCUAUCCAAGCAAGAAUUAGAAACAGCUAGGAUGAGAGGUUCAGGAAGUCGUGGGCCAAGUGGAGGAGGAGGGGGAGGAGGAAGAAAUAGUUCCUCAUUUGGAGGAGGAAGAGGUGGAAGAGGAGACUUUGGGGGUUCUUCAUAUGGAGGUGGUGGACAAGGCAUGGGAGAUGGUGCCUAUGGUGGACAAGCAUUUGGAGGAGGAUAUGGUGGUGGCCCAAGUUAUGGCAAUCAAGGAAUGGGAGGCUAUAGUGGUAGUUUUGGACAAAGCCCUGCUUGGAGUGGUGAUUUUGGAGCUGGAUAUGGUGGCAGUUAUGGAGGUGGGGCAAUGAAAAGUGGAAGUAGUUUUACACAGAGAGGAAGUGGACCGUAUGGAGGUGGUUAUGGAAGUGGUGGUGGCGGCGGCGGUGGCAAUUAUGGUGGUUUUAGAAGGUUUUGAGUCCGGAAAACAGUAUUGUACAAAGGGGAUGUAUUAAGCAGCUACCAGAACACAGUUGUAACCAUGAUCUUCAGGGCAGGCAGGGUUCAGAGAAGGCUGUAGGUACCUUAUGUUUGAGGCAGGAAGACGGCAGGCCAACUUACAGGUUUCAGCUUGACAGGAACCAUCAGCUAGGUCAUCUUAUCCUACAGUCAGCCACAUAGAAGAAUUUCAGUUGUUACCCAUUACAUGCACACAAUUGAUACCAUUAAAAUGAGAAUAAAAAUGAAACUGACACUGCAGACUCAAGUCUUAGCUUAAUCAUCCCCUUAGUGUAUGUUUUGAAUUUUUUUGUCAGUGGAGUGUAGGUUAGCCAAUGCUAUUUUAUAUGUUGGUUUUUAAAUCUUCAUUCUUUUACCACUUCAUCACAUUUACUUUUCCACAACGUAUCUAAAGGACAUGAAAGACCCUGAAAAUAUUCUUUAAUUAUGAAUGAAUCAUGAGUUUUUAUAUGAUAUUGUUCAUUUUCCAAUUUUUGUCAGUGGUCGUAUGGUUGUUAUUGUUAAUACAGCAUUGUAGUACAUUCCGCUUGUGUGAGUACUGGCUAACUCCCUGUUGUGGUAAUAAAAAUAGUUCAGUCAUCCAAAUCACUGGAGGGUCUCUAGGUUUCAUGGAUUUACUACAGUUACUCAGUUUAAGAAAGGAAACACACUAGAUCACAUUUUUAUAAAUUAUUUCAAUUUCACAUUUUGAUUUAGAAAAUGGCAAAACAUUAUUAGAUACAUCAGGUAAAAUUUACCCUAUAAAACAGUGUUCAAAUUUCUGUAGUUAAUAGAAAAUAUAUACAUUAUAAUUUUAAUUAUGUGUUAGUGAUUGAAGUACAGUGUUAAUUCAUCUCGCUGCAAAUACCUAUUUUUUUAAUAUAAAAUAAUCAAACUUCAGAUUCAAACAUAAGUGAGGCUGAAUGGAAGAACAAAGUACUAUUACUGUAAGAGAAAAUAUUUGGAUUUUUAGUUACAAAAUAAUUUUUGAUAAUAGAUUAGGAGUAAAAUAAUUCAGAUUGUUCUUAAGCCUUGUUGAAUGUAUCUUGAGAAGAAAACUAGUUAAUUUUUUUUUUUUUUUGUGGAUCCAAGUUUUUAAAUAACUAGGAAGAAAACUAAUAUUUUGUUAGACACAAUGCGGAAGGUGCAAAAUUUUCAAUUUAAGAUGUGGUUUUUUUCAGUGUGAUAGCAUGAACAUUCCAUGACUUGAAGUGAAAGGUUGAUAGGGUAUACAAUGUAAAAUUCCAUAAUGAUGAAAAAUCAGGAAAUAAUACUGUAAUAUGGAGGGUUAGAAGCAAAAAGGUAAAAAAAAAAUUGUGGUAAUGAAGUACAAACCAUCACUGAGCUUUAGUUUCUAAAUGAACGUUAUUAACAAAGUACGGGGCAUUAAAUUUUUGAUCACAUUGGGGUGCCAUGUUGUAAGUAUAUGCUUGUAAACUGUUUUACUGUUGUGUAAAAUAUAUAUACACACACAAACACAUCGAGGCUUUUGUUAAGGUCAUUUGUAAAAUUUUCAGUUUGGGGAUUUAUUACUAUGUCAUUUAUUGGUGGGAUUACAUUUCCGUAGGAAAGACAUGAAAAUGCGAUAUACUAUCAGGAUGUCUCUUCAUUGAGAUGCUAAUUUGUUGAAAUCUAAUUGCUGCAUAUGGUUUGUUUGGAUCAGUAAAAUUUCUAUUUUAACCUAACAAAACACUGAAUUAUAUUACAAAAGUUUUAAUGGAACUUUUGAUUGAAAACUUACAAAAGCAAGGACUUCUCAUUAGUAGUUUAGUACAUUAACAAAAUAGAUUACUAGAUUCGUUUUUAUUCUUCCUUCUCAUUCUAUAAACAUUGUCACAGAAAAGUCUUCAAAUAGAAAUAAAUUUUAUAUACGAAUUUUAUUUCUCUACAGAUAAUUGAAAAUUUUCAAAUUACCUUAUUACGGAUUACUAAACAUACUGUUAAUCAUGUUAAGUCUUGCCAGAUAUUCAGUUUUGCUUGUAGGAUUUUUCUCGAGUGGGCCAAAUCCACUGACUUCCAGAAAGUGGGCCAUCCAUGUAAUGAAGCAGGUAGCAACUUCAUGAGUCAUAAAAGCAUAACAUGAUCAGUUAACUUCUGAUUAAGAAGUUAGCACACAGGAUCACACACAAAAGUUGUAAUGGUUUUCAAAUGAGACCCAAAACUUGAGCGCUUUUGAAUAGUUCACUUCUCCAUGAUCAAUUAACUUUUAUUUGAAGAAACAGUAAAUUGAAUCACUGCAGUUUGCUUCAUUUGUGUAUGUACACAUUCACUUACAAAACUUGCAUUGGAGUUGUUUUCUCUGCACCUUUUUCUUUUCUUUGUAUUUUUAUAAUUUUUUUGAAAAUUAACCACUUUUUGAACGUUUUCGUAACUUUCAUUUUUCCGUCAUUUUCGAUAUUCCAUAAUAUCAAGGUAAUCUCUUGCAAAACCAAAAUGAUGUCAUAAUGCAGCCAGUUACAUUCCUUUGCAUAUCAAAAUGAGCUAAUUACUGUUUGGCAUUUUCCGGUCACAACGAAUCAUUAUAAAGUCGUUCAUUAUGCAUUUCAAAGAGCAGAUUUACACGAAAAAAUAAAUGCAUACUUUUAUUUUUUGUGUGCAUGAACUAGUAUGUAAGUAGACGAUUACUUUGCGCAAUCAUAAUAUUGUAAAUAAACCAAGUACGUGUCCUAGAAGCAACACCUGAUAUUGUUCACCAUAUAUCUUGCAUUGCUCUACAAAAAAAAUUUACUGUUUGUUGCAAAAAAAAAGCUAUUGAUGUGGCAAAUUCGGUAUGGGUAACAUGGACUAGUGAAAUAGAACUCUGAAGAUGAUUAACACCAACACUGGUACAAGUUUGUGUUAGGUUUAUGAUAUUUUAUUAUUUCUAAUGGGAAUGAAGUUUGGCCCAUUUAUAUAUAAAUGUAACUUUUUAUUAGUCCAAAAGAAGGUUUUAUCUUACUAACGAAAUUCACACAUUCAUAAAAGAGCUGAUAAAUAUUAGAAGAGAAAAAUUUCUCUUUAAUCCUAAAUUUAUUGACAGAAACGACCUUCCCUUUCAAGUUUUGUAGAAGUUACACAUAAGCUGUAAAAAAAUUGAUCAUAAGUAUGUGUGGAAAGUAAAAUAUUUAAAACAAUAUAUUUUAUAGGAUGACUAAUUUUUAAAGAAUGUUGAAUUAUCAGCCUUGAAUAGAACUACAGAAGCUUUAACAAAAGGAAAUACACAUUAGUAAAUGUAUUUGAACCUGUUAUACUCGAACCAGUAUUGUUUUGUGAUAAGCAUGUUUUACAAAGUUAAAUUGACAGAACACCCCAAAUUCUUGCAUUUCUAAAAUCAAGUGGCUGUUUAAAAAAAAAAAAGUACAUUGAUAAUUAAAUGAAAAUAGUUUUCAUUUAUAUAUAUAAUUUCUACAAGCUAACUAGAUGAGGGGAAAAAAAGGCUAAGAAGAACUUGUAAAUUUACCUCGCUAACUAGAUGAGGGGAAAGAAAUGCUAAGGAGAACUUGUAAAUUUACCUUGCAUAGUCACAGUUUUAGCUUCAAACCAGAUGUAUGAUCAGUUUGGCUUUUAAUUACCUACCUGAUGUUCUACUCAAAAGUCAGCUAGCAAGAGAGGUUAAAGAAGUAUGGUAGGAAGACUUUCAGAAGAUCUGCCAGCUAUUUUAUAGCUGAUAUGCUAUUUAAAAUUAAUGUUAAGAUCUGGAGUCAGCUAGAAAGGAGAGGUUGGUAUAACUUGCUGUUUUUAUUCAACUGGAAGUAGCAUAGGUAUGUAACAAGUGAGUGAUAUUGUCUUAGGAAAUAACUUUUUAUCUAUUAUUCUUCAACAUUAGUGUACCUAGUUCUACAAACAAGGCUAGAGUUUAAAUAUAAGUACCUCAAACAUAACAUUUAGAAAUGGUUUAAACGUGAGUGUGUAAUGGUUGGUUAGAGAGGAAGCGUUAUUGACUAGUUUGCUAUUUAUCGAAGGAACAGUAGAAGUGACUAUCUUGUACAGUCUUUGUAUGCAACAGAAACAGCAUGUGUAGAAAUAUCAGUGUAUUUCUACCCGUCUCACAACAUUUCUUGUCAGAAGCUUUAUACCUAAUAUUCAUUGGUGCAAUGAAUUUGUGUUGUCAUUUCUGGUGGUGAUCAGAAGUUUUACACUUGGAAGGGUGGAAAUGGUAACUUGUUCUUCACAAAAUUACUUCUUGGUGAUUAGAAUCUUACACAAGAUUCUUAACUAACACUUGCAUGGAUUAUCAUUUUUUCUUGAAAUAAAUGUUAUGAUUUGAACUUGAUUUUAAAGUGAUGAAGAAUAGAGUGAAAAAGCUAUAAACUAGAUGUUUUUCAAAAUGAUCGGUUAUGUCUUUUAUCAUUUGGACAAUUGAACAUUUUGUGAAUGUGAUAGAAUUUGACUUUGUUUUUAAUUUAUAGAAAGGAAGUGAUAGCAUGUUUUGGAAGAUUAGUUGUUUUUUUUUUAGCCUUUCAUGCAGAGUGCUUUAGUACUUUGUUUGCAUGUUAAUUGUUUAUAUUACUCAUUGUUACCCUUAGUUGCAUGUUAAUUGUUUAUAUUACUCAUUGUUACCCUUAGUUGCAUGUUAAUUGUUUAUAUUACUCAUUGUUACCCUUAGUUGCAUGUUAAUUGUUUAUAUUACUCAUUGUUACCCUUAGUUGAACGGUAUGUUUUCUGAAAAACUACAAAUUAAUACUUCAGUUUGUUGAAACUGAGGUUAUAGGUAGAUGAAUUUUGUUUAUCAGUAAUAUUCUCGUGAGACUUCUUGGAAACUAACAUUCCAUUUGUAUUUAGGAAUAAAACAUAGUUGUGGGGGUUUCCUUCAAAUACUAGAGGAUUUGUAAACUAACCAUUACAUUGCUCAUGUUGAAUGGACCCUCAGAAACAAGGGUUUUAUAAUGUAUAUUUUGUGUGUGUAAGUAAUAUGGUGCUUUAAUUUCAGUCAUGAUUCAGCAAGUUAGGGAACUUAUAUAUGUGCAAAGAAAUUAUGUUGACAUUUAUUUGUCAUUUAUAUUUGUAAUUAGUCAUUUUUGGGGUACACUUUAAAUUCUCUAAAACUUGUUUGUUUUGCCACUUUGAAAAGCAACAUUUGGGUUUUAAAGUUAAAUGUUUAUUUCAGUUUUAGAAGUAGUGAAAUGAGUCGUGUCGUUUAUUUACAAUAAUAUUUUUAUGAAUGGCCUUAAUUUUCCCAAUUCGUGAAUUGGAUACUAUUCCAAAAAAGGUGGUUAGGGUGCUCGACUCACAGUCUUCGGGUCGCAGGUUUGAAUCCCUUUCCUACCAAACAUGCUCGCCCUUUCAGCUGUGUGGGCAUAAUAAUGUGACAGUCAAUCCCACUAUUCAUUGGUAAAAAAGUAGCUCGAGUUGGCUGUGGUUGGUAAUGACUACCUGCCUUCCCUUUAGUCUUACACUGCUAAAUUAGGGAUGGCUAGCACAGAUAGCCCUCGUGUAGCUUUGUGCGAAAUUCAAAACAAACUAUUCCCAAAAACCAUAAUCAUUGAUCUUUUUCAAUACGUGAAGAGAUAAUUUAAAAACUUUGCUAUCAGUAAUAGAGUCAUAAAUUUCACAAACAUCAGUUAACUUCUGCACAUGUUCUUUGGUGGGUGAGCAGUAAGUGUUUUGGACUUUGGCUACUAAAAUCUGUUUUGCGAUUCUCCGUAAUUGAAAGAGUGCAUGUAGCCCGUUGUGUAACUUUUCACUUAAAGAAUUUUUGCUCAGAUUUUGUGCUCUACUGCAAAGAUUUUACGAAGGUAAAAAGAGACGGCUUAUUUAUAAGUACCUAAAACGGUGUGUGUGGGGAAAGAAAAACUUUGGUUUUAAAUAAAUAUUUGAAUUUAUACGUGUAUAUUAAAUAAUUAACUUCAAAGACCUUGAUUGACAGAUUGCUAAUUUGUAUAAGAUUACACACAGUUGGGCUAUUCAAGUAUUUACUGAUAGUAUUGAUCGACAGAUUGCUAAUUUGUAUAAGAUUACACACAGUUGGCCUAUUCAAGUAUUUACUGAUAGUAAACAUGAGGGUUUCAUUCUAGGGUUAGAAUGUUGAAACAUUUUAUAUAAGUAUAAUGUAUGUAUGUUUAUUUAUAGUUAAAUACAUUGCACAUGGAUACAUUCACUGUACUAUGUAGAAAGUGGCAACAAACAAGAUCUACAGUUGGUAUUAAAGGAACACUGGUAUGAAGCUUUGUUUGCCGAUGUACUUUGAGGCAUAAUUUAUAUGUUAGUACCCAGUUUCUGUUGUAGAAUAAAUACUGUAACUUGGUGGGAUGUAAUAUAGAAAAUGUAGGAGAAAGUAAAGGGAUGGGCCAAACUGAAGUUAAUUGACAAAGUUGAAAAUUACGUUUUGGGACCUUCACCAGGUUUGUAGUAAGGAAAAAACAUGGUAGCAGAUGUUAAACUUUGGUUUAGUUUCAUGUAAAAAAGUAAAGAUGAUUACAGAGGUGCCACUAUAGAUAUAUAGAAUUUAGUUUGCAUUUUGAUUCUAAAUUGUCUUAUGAUGCAUACUGGUUAUACAUCAAGUAUAUUAUUUGCUGCAAACUUGCCAUUAUUUAUACUUAAUGUUAUUAAUAUAUACUGAAAACCUUCAUAUUUACUAAUACUUCACUUAAUAUCUUGGAUAAUAAGUUUAGACAAGUAAUAAAUUAGCGUUAGUUACAAUUUUUUUUUAUCACAGUAUACAGGUUGGCUUAAAAAAAGUGUAGCAAAACAUUUUCCUAAUUGGAAAUGCUCCAAAAUUUUCAUAUAUUAGAAUACAACUUUAAAGAGAGGAUCUAGUGGUAAGUAAAAGUAAUAGUCACAUAUCGUUUUUUUUUAGGUAGGCUAAGUAUAGCUGAACAAAUAUUUGAUACUAACGCAUACGAAACUUUUAAUUCUUAAUUAGUAUCUUUAAAAAGUAAAAAUACAUAAUUUUUCUGGUUAUAUCUUGAAACACUUGCAUGUUUUUAGUAGGUACUCACUCUGAGGCUGAAGACUAGCAUGUUCAGAGAUGCUUCAUAAGAUAGGUGACCGAGCAUUUGUGGGUUUUCGUCAUUCCAACGAAUUCAGAAAUACAUAAGCAAGAUCUUGUUCUAAAUAAGUGAGACAGAAAUAGCCAUCAGUGAGAGAAGCUAAUGCUGACUGUGGGCUGAAGAUGUGACCUGGCUUUCUGUCACAGUUGACCUAUCUUGUUUCACUCCACUGAAAAGUUAGAUUUUGUGGUACUAACAACGUGAAAUGUAACAGCUGAAGAAUAUAAACAGCAUAGUGCUCUCUGAUAAAACUAAUGGAUGUUUAAAGAACUGAGCAGUGAUUAAAUAUGAGUGAUAUUUUUAGUGUUUAUGCAAAGCAAUAAAACUUAAUUUGAAUUGGCAAAUAUUGAGUUUUUGAAGUAUAUGUUACCUAACAAGUGAUACUCAAAUAGGUUUUAAUAAAAAAAAAAGUAGCAGAAAUGCACAUUCA